Messenger RNA from Chaetomium strumarium, 501 nucleotides. RefSeq lists its product as uncharacterized. Bases 1 to 501 code for a protein of 166 amino acids. Lineage: Eukaryota; Fungi; Ascomycota; Sordariomycetes; Sordariales; Chaetomiaceae. The transcript has a single exon. The record is from RefSeq and is a predicted model, not a curated record.
AUGCAACCCGUUUCUCUCGUCGCCCUCCUCGCCGCCAGCGCCUCCGCGGCCGUGGCGCCCCGCCAAAACUCGAGCUCCAGCGCCGUCAACCAGAAUGUCAUUCCCAAGUCCUUCGGCGUGACGGCGGGCCAGGGCAAGGACCAGGUCCAGAAGGGCGCCUGUACCGGUGCCAACCAGAAGCCGAUUCCGUGCUACUGCCCGCCGGCGCCGACUGACCCGGACUUCCUCGGCAAGCUCACGCAGGCCCUGACCAAGGGCUUCAUCUUUAGCAAGGAGCAGGUCGCCAUCCCCAUUACGCUGGACAAGUUCAACGACGAGGCGGACAAGUCGGUCGAAACCCAGAAGCUGCGUGCCACCGCCAUGAUCCAGGUCAUGCAGAACUUCAACUUGACCACCCAGGGCGUCGGCUGCCCCGGUGUCGCUGUCCCGGUCCUCUCCAAGAUGCAGCAGACCGGCCAAAUCAGCGAGGACACCAGCGGAGUUGGGAACGCGGGCAAAUAA